Messenger RNA from Pelecanus crispus (Dalmatian pelican), 1613 nucleotides. NCBI's taxonomy places the organism in Eukaryota, Metazoa, Chordata, Aves, Pelecaniformes, Pelecanidae. The record is from RefSeq and is a predicted model, not a curated record.
AUCUGAAAAUGAAAAGCUCCACAGCAUUUUGUAGCAUUCAGGAUGGCAAACUCCCUGACAGUGAAGGAGAAUUACAUUUUCCUGGAAGUCCCAAACAGUUCUAUCAAAACCACCAAUUGUGUGUAUGGACUCUAUUUGUACCAGAAGGGAAUUAUAUAUUGCUUCGUUUUUCCCACUUUGAUAUAGAGCCAGAAACAUUUUGUGACUAUGAUUCUUUAUCAGUCUAUUCAAAAGACGACAGGCUUGUUGGGAAAUUCUGUGGAGGAGAUCUUCCAUUACCUAUUUUGAUUGGCUCCAAUAGUAUAAGGCUGAAAUUUGUUUCUGACAACAAGGAUUAUGGAACUGGUUUUUCCAUGACCUACAAAGCUCUUACACCAGAUAUUCUUCCUGAUUCUGGCUGUGAGUCCUUAGCUGUCCUUUUUGAAGAAGGAGUGUUACAAAGUAUGCACUAUCCAGAGCGCUACAGCAACAUGGCAGACUGUCAGUGGAUUAUUUGUGCACCAGAGGACCAUGUAGUCAAGCUUACGUACCAGUCUUUUGAAGUAGAAGAGAGUGAAGAUUGCUCUUAUGAUGCUGUGACUGUGUAUGAAGAUGUAGGAAAAGAAGAGGAAAUUGCUAAGUCUUGUGGAUUUGCCCUACCCGCACCUGUUCUAAGCUCCUCUGCUAUGAUGCUGGUUGUCUUUCACUCUGAUGAAACAGAAACCUUUGGAGGGUUCAGAGCUACAAUCUCUUUUGUUCAUGUAACAGAUUUAGAUACUUUAGAUUCAACUAGUGAAGAAGAAUUUGAAGAUACGGAUACGACUGAAGAAGAAAUACAGGUUACAACAGAUGGUAUUUGUGGAAUGCCUUCAAAUCAGCCCAGGUUCAUCUUCAGUAGGAUAAUUGGAGGUGAAGAAGCUGUACCAUACUCAUGGCCUUGGCAGGUCAGUGUACAAAUUUCAGAUGAGCAUAUCUGUGGAGGAGCAGUUCUUGCCAAAGAAUGGGUUGUCACAGCUGCUCACUGCUUUAAUUCUAAGGAACUAUACAGAGACUUAUGGAUGGUGGUAACGGGACUUCAUGAUCUUGGAGAGCAAGAAUACAGACAGAAAAGGUCAGUAAAGCAGUAUAUUAUACAUCCAAGUUUUAACAAGACCACUAUGGACUCUGAUAUUGCCUUAUUGCAACUGGCCGAGCCCUUGGAAUUCAACCACUAUGUGCGCCCAGUGUGUCUCCCUGCCAAGGAGGAGGUGAUUGAGCCCUCGAGGGUGUGCAUUGUCACAGGAUGGGGUGCACAUGAAGAAGACAGAGAAAAGGCGAAAAAACUGCACCAGCUGGAAGUCCCCAUCCUGGUGCUUGACACAUGUCAGAGCUAUUACAUAAAUCUUCCCAGUAAAGUGACCCAGCGGAUGAUCUGUGCUGGAUUCCCUCUGGAAGAAGGCAAGGACUCAUGCACAGGUGAUUCUGGUGGCCCGUUAGUUUGUCCUUCAGAAGAUAACUCGGGAUUUUACACCCUUCAUGGAAUCACUAGCUGGGGCUUGGGAUGUGGAAGGAAGAGCUACCCAGGAGUAUACACAAAUGUCGGUGUUUUUGUUGACUGGAUCAAGCAGAGUGUUAAUAGCAGUGGUAUGUAUUAA